Molecule: messenger RNA, 1074 nt
Organism: Cavenderia fasciculata
Lineage: Eukaryota; Evosea; Eumycetozoa; Acytosteliales; Cavenderiaceae
Gene: hemE
Product: uroporphyrinogen decarboxylase
Exons: 1
Coding region: 1-1074 (357 amino acids)
Biological process (GO): heme biosynthetic process
Cellular component (GO): cytosol
Molecular function (GO): uroporphyrinogen decarboxylase activity
Source: RefSeq, a predicted model, not a curated record
AUGGAAUUCCCAAAAUUAACAAAUGAUUUAUUUAUUAGAUCAUGUAAAGGAGAAUUGGUUGAAAGAGUACCGGUAUGGAUAAUGAGACAAGCAGGUAGAUAUUUACCAGAGUUUAAAGAGGUUAGAGCAGAUACAGAUUUCUUUGGAGUAUGCAAGACACCAGAGUUGGCAUGCAAGGUGACAUUACAACCAAUUGAUAGAUACCCAGGAUUGGAUGCAUCGAUCAUUUUCAGUGACAUUUUGGUGGUACCACAAGCAAUGGGAUUGGAGGUACAAAUGAUCCCAGGUAAAGGUCCACACUUUCCACAGCCACUCAAGACUCCCGAAGAAAUGUCACGUCUCAUCUAUCCAGUAGAUGUACAUAGUUCACUCAAAUACGUAUUUGAAGCUAUUACAUUGACACGUCACAGACUUGGUGGACGAGUACCAUUGAUUGGAUUUACUGGUGCACCAUGGACAUUGAUGGCAUACUGUAUCGAAGGUGGAGGUAUUUCAGGUGGCAACUUGAAUGCUGCCAAAGGUUGGUUAUACAAUCACAAGGAAGCAUCACACAAACUCUUGCGCAUGUUGACCGACGUUUGCAUAGACUAUCUCGUUGGACAAAUUGAAGCUGGUGCUCAAGCCAUUCAAGUAUUUGACUCUUGGGCCGGAGAAUUAUCACCACAUCUCUUUUACGAGUUUGCUCAACCCUAUCUAUUAGAGAUUGCCGAAAAGGUCCGUGCCAAACAUCCAAACAUUCCACUCAUUCUGUUUGCCAAGGGUGCCAAUCAUGCUUUGGAAUCAUUGGCUGCCAAUUCUGUCUAUGAUGUCCUCGGUAUCGAUUGGACCAUUGACCCAACCCAAGCUCGUCUCAUCACUGAAAAAUAUAAAAAGACAUUACAAGGUAAUCUUGAUCCUGCCGUAUUAUAUUGUCCAAAAGAAAUAGUUGACGAACAAGUUGAAAAAAUGAUUCAAGGUUUUGGUAUUCAACGUUAUAUUGCAAAUCUUGGUCAUGGUAUGCAACCUCAACAUAAUCCAGAUAGUGCUAAUAAUUUUAUCAAUUCAAUUCACAAAUUUGGUAAAGAAAAGAAAUAA